AUGAGUUUUGACAAACAUUCAUUGUGUAAUUGCCACCAUAAUCAAGAUGAAAGAUAGCUCCUCUCCCCCUCAAAAAAAGUUCCUCAUGGGCACAAUUGUUUUCAAGUGAACCCUGGUUAACGUGUCACUAAGUAUAAUGAACAACUUUAAUACUUGAGGUGGAUUGAGGUCAUCUGUUUAAAUUCUGUUUUAUGGGAUUAUGCCUCAGGGUAGAAGAAUUUACUGUGGUAAUAUAGCCAGCGUGGCUUGUUGGGGCAGCCAAGUGAAAGCAAACGGCUGGUGGUGAACAUAAUUUAUUGGCAUUAAAAAGAAUACAUCAGCCAGAUGGAUGCAUGCAUGCUGAUCAGGGACUGAUUUGGCAAGAUGUUUUACUGAAGAAAUGAUAUCAGGUACAGGGCUAAACACAUUUUAUUUAUUUAUUUUUACAACUAGGUGAGUUAAAUGUAUGGACUCAGAACAGUUCCCGGUGCUUGGCUGGUUCACAGCGGUCACUGCAGAUGCACCUUGAAGACAUAAGGCGCCAGACCCAAGUCAUGAUCCUGCAAGUCAUCUCCCUGGCUGCCCUUCUGAGCCCCCAUGGAACUGGGGCCAUCAGGGUGGGCCACGUGUCAACGUAUGUCCAGUUUGUCCAGACACACAGACCCUCUGGAGAGUACAUGUUUGAGUUUGAUGAGGAUGAGCAGUUCUAUGUGGAUCUGGAUAAGAAGGAGACCAUCUGGCAUCUGCCAGAGUUUAUUCGUGCCUUCAACUUUGAUGCUUGGAGGGGUAUUGCUGACAUUGUCACGGCAAAGAAGAACCUGAACACUCUGAUCCAACGGUCCAACCACACCAGGGCCACAAAUGAGCCACCUGAGGUGGCCAUGUUUCCCAAGGAGCCUGUGGAGCUUGGACAGCCCAACACCCUCAUCUGCCAUGUGGACAAGUUCUUCCCACCUGUGCUCAAUGUCACAUGGCUGUGCAAUGGGAAGACGGUCACCAAAGGUGUGGCUGAGAGCAUCUUCCUGCCUAGCACAGAAUUCAGGUUCCACAAGUUCCACUACCUGACCUUCAUUCCCACGGCUGAAGUUGUCUAUGACUGCAAGGUGGAGCACUGGGGCCUGGACCAGCCACUCCUUCAGCACUGGGAGGCCCAGGAGCCUAUGGAGGUGCCUGAGACAAUGGAGACUGUGGUCUGUGCCCUGGGCCUGGUGGUGGGCGUGGCAGGCAUCAUCACUGGCACCAUCAUCCUGAAGACCAGGAGGCCCGACAACAUCCCUGGGUGCAGGGGCCCCUAGCGGGAAGCAGACACGAGGAGGGUGAAGGAAUCUGUCCAAGGUCACACAGCUUGAAAGGUACAGAGUCUGGAUUUGGAUUUGGGCAUUGGGGUUCCAGAGCUCCGUCUUAUGCAAUAUGUAGAUUACAUCAUCUAUGGCCAUUUUCUCUCUCCCUUACAAUCUUCAUAGCCUUGAUUUUCUUUUGUUGUCGAAGUGAUGUCUAGAACCUUCAAUACUAUGUUAAACAUUUGUAAUAAUAAAGGAUAUCCUACCUUUUGCAUAAUCCUAAAAUGAAUGGAUUUAAUUUCUCCAUAGAUAUAUUUGCUAUAGAUUUUUGGUUUAUAAUCCUUGCCAUGUGGUAAAAUUGAUCAAAUUCUGUUUAUGCAAGUAUUGAGUUGAAUUCAUUUGAAGUUAAUAUGAAUGUUAUUCUUUGGUUUAUUGACUUUUUGGGUCAUAUUAUAGAUUUUCUGACAUUGAAACUUCACUGCAUUCCUAGGUAUUUUGUGUGAUCGAAGCCUACUGAUAUAAAGUAAUGAUGGUGAUCAGCUAGGAAUGCCUAGGGGCACUCGCUUGGGUCCCUACUACUUGUAGUGACAGGAGCCAAUGUUGUGGCCCGAUUGGCCCUUGUGGUUCUUAUGACUGCAAGACAAUCCUCAGCCACAA
Acinonyx jubatus (cheetah) is the source of this 1916-nucleotide messenger RNA. Its product is annotated as HLA class II histocompatibility antigen, DP alpha 1 chain. The transcript has 6 exons. NCBI's taxonomy places the organism in Eukaryota, Metazoa, Chordata, Mammalia, Carnivora, Felidae. The record is from RefSeq and is a predicted model, not a curated record. Gene Ontology annotation, biological process: immunoglobulin production involved in immunoglobulin-mediated immune response; peptide antigen assembly with MHC class II protein complex; immune response. Bases 498 to 1274 code for a protein of 258 amino acids. Gene Ontology annotation, cellular component: membrane; MHC class II protein complex. Gene Ontology annotation, molecular function: MHC class II protein complex binding.